AUGGAGCAGAGGACACGGAACGAUCAGCCAAAACGGUUCUCUCUCAUCAAGCGAACAUCUUCUGAAGAUGCCAAACAAACCCGUUUUGCCCUUCACUCAAGCCUCGAAGCCUUCUCUCGACCAAUCUCUGCCUUGGCAAGACAUCGAGUACAUCAGUUGUCCGACAUUCGAGAAGUGUCCGGGUCUUCAAAGACUGCAACUAUACUAGGGAGUCCCGGCAUUGAAUGGUCAGACGGCACUCAAGACAGACCUGAGACUCCGCCUGGCCCAAGCGGUGCUCUUUCACCAACGGCAUCCUCUGAAUACCUUACACCCACUGCACUUCGAUCUGGGCGGAAUGGCAAUUCGUCGGUCCUGGGAAGUCGAACCACCAGUGCGAUCAGUUUGCCUCAGCGCCAGGUUCCGGAACGAAGGUCUUCGGCCAGUAUAUUUUCGCGUGGACUUGGAGGCUCGGGACAGGCUUCCAUGCAAGAGCUACCAACGUGGAAAACACAUGAGCUGGACGACAGCGCCCAAAUAGUACCCAACAGAGGCCGGGCAGAGUCGCCGGUCCGAGUUGCCAUAAACCGGUCAGCUCAAUCCUCCGAAAUCCUUCGACCCUCUGCUGCACGCACUUUCAUUCGUACUACUCCUCCACAUGAAGUCCUAGACAACGGCAGUAUCCGCCAUUCUCGGGUCGAUCUGUCUGUCCGCCUUCCCUCUCCGUUGUUUGUGGGUGGGGGUACAGUUGAAGGCGAAAUAGCUAUUCAGGUUGAUGGCGGAGUGCCUCGAAAAGCGAAGAUGAAGCCAAUCUACAUUUCCAAAGCCUCCGUCGAUGUGAUUGGUGUGGAGGAAAUCAGUGAUGGGAGACGCUGGGUCUUUCUUUCUCUGGCCACUGAGCUUUUCGACAAGGACAACCCUCCGCCUCCUUCUUCAGUGACUUCGCAACAGCCUUUACCGGGGCCAGAUCUAUGGUGGGAGUUGAAACCUGCUACAUCGGUUCUUCCAUUUUGCGUCAAUCUGCCGCUCAAGCUUGGACCGCCGCCAUAUGCCUCCCGACAUGCUUCUAUCCGCUACCUUUUAUGCCCGUCGGUUGUCCUGCGUGUCGGUGAUAAACGAAGUGUCGUCAGACAGACGUGGAGCGUCCAGAUGCUUACCGUCCAUGAUCCAGAGAAAGCUUUGGCGAGCUUACCGAGCCCUCUUCUGGCAGCUGACACACUCUAUUUGACACACGGAGCAGAAACCCAAACUGUGAAGCUGACUGCCGGGCUACAUCGGCAGACCUGGGUCAAUGGAGCCAUGAUCUUUAUCGACGUUCAUAUUGUGAAUAAUACAUCCAAGUCCAUCAAAAAGAUAGAGGUACAACUGGAGAAGACAACCCUAUGGUACACACACGCCCCAGCCGGCACCAUUGAAAGGAGCGCAAAUCACCUUCGGCUACCCCGACGUACAGACACCGAGAUUGUCAGUGGCUCGACAUUCAAGAAAGGCACUUCAUGGAAGGGUGUCCCGAGCCACACUUCGGAGGUGAGAACCAUCGAACUGGAGGCACCGCGUGGCCACGUCACAAUCAGUACUGGAAGGUAUUUUGAGGUCAGAUAUUUCGUUAACGUGGUGGUCACGGUCAGAAUGUUCAAAACCGUGGCGGUGCAGCUUCCUGUCACACUUAUUCCCAUCAAUUCGCUCGACAUUCUGCCCAAUUCCCUGGCCCAGGUCGCUGCUUCUAUCGAGGCCAAACGGGCGAAAACGGUUCCGGUCCCACCGGACGUCCCGGGCCCAACACCUUUCCACCAGGGACAAGCAUUCUCCGCUCCACUCCGUCAUUCAAUGGAACUUCAACAGCGAGAAAGGGGGACCAUUCCUCCUAACGAUGUCGAUACCCUUCGACAAGACAUCGACAACUCUCCUAGACGGCAAAGCCGUACUCACGAACACUGUAGAGUUGGCUCGGAAAGUCAAACAACAACGGAUGAAAAUGCUGCGCCAGGCCGUCCAAGUAUGGCAUCGUCUUCCCAUCAUCAUGUCACACGACAUCCUAGCUGUUAUCAUUGCCACCUGGUCUACCAGAAGGAGCAAGAGGGGCCGAAGCUGCCUAGACUCCAGGUCUCAACUUCAGGGCUCGGAUUUUCCGAAUCCGAGUUUGAGGUGCCUGCUGACUCGCCGCCUCGAAAGGUCAUGCUCAGCGAGCGAGAGCGGAACAUGAUCCAUCAGCAAAGAGAGCUCAGAAACCGGCAACAACGCAGCCAUCAACAUCAAAAGCGGCCAAGUACAGAGAUUUCUCGGGGACAUCAAGCACUUGCUUCUCAAGAACAAGCAACUUGGAAUAAUGUCGUGGCCAACUCAGGGAUAGGCCCGAAGCAGCCGGAGUUUGGCAACGGCGGUGGAUCUGGGGCACAGAUGCACAGAAACAGUCAACAUAGAGCUUCAGGCACCGCAAGAACGCGAUCCAAAACAAAUCCGGAAGGGUUGAGACAAUUGACGGUGGCCAACAGGCCAAGGAGGCGGUCCAGCGUAGACCGAACGGACCGUGCCCGCCAGGGUGGUGACUCCACGUUACUUUCGGGCGUUCCUCGCAGAAUGAGUCGGGAAGUCGGUUAUCGAAUGAGCGUGGAUCAAUUGUUUUAA
Molecule: messenger RNA, 2604 nt
Organism: Exophiala dermatitidis NIH/UT8656
Lineage: Eukaryota; Fungi; Ascomycota; Eurotiomycetes; Chaetothyriales; Herpotrichiellaceae
Exons: 2
Coding region: 1-2604 (867 amino acids)
Source: RefSeq, a predicted model, not a curated record